Messenger RNA from Schistocerca nitens (vagrant locust), 690 nucleotides. RefSeq lists its product as uncharacterized. The record is from RefSeq and is a predicted model, not a curated record. The transcript is spliced from 5 exons. Lineage: Eukaryota; Metazoa; Arthropoda; Insecta; Orthoptera; Acrididae. The coding region runs from base 1 to 690 and encodes 229 amino acids.
AUGGCGAUGCCACGCCGUGUCGACCGCGCCAAGGUGCACGUGCGCAGCAGACUGGCCAAAAAACCUGCACGUUUUGCUGUGGGUGACACAGAGGUGGAGCAACAUGGUGCAGACAGGUUUAGACGGAGGUACCUGUCCCGUGUAGGCGGCGGGGCAGCACGAGAGGGUGGUGGGCUAUCAGAAGCACAGAAGCCUCUGCAGCAGCUCAGGGAACAGGAGCGCCUCAAGAGGCAGCGAUUGAAGGCCAGGCAACGUGACAGGUCCAACAUACUGGCCAACACACUCGCACUUGCCUUCCCAGAUAUGGUCAGGGCGGAGACCCAGGUGGAGGAAGCCGUACUCGAAGAGGUGCAGUCAGAGCGCCAGAUUGAAGAACUCAAGAUGCUCUUCAUUGAAGACUACCAGGACUGUGAGGAGGAUGCUUUGAAUAUUAUCACAGAACAUGGCUUUGAAUAUGAGUUCGACUGGUUAAAAUUUCUUGCUGAAGGUGAACUGCGGCAUAGGAUUUUACGUGGACAAUUUGGUGUUGAUACUACAGACAACAUGAUGUUUUCAGAGAUGAAUGUACUUGUUGGUAGGAGAACAGCUCCACCUGAAGCUAUGGAAACUAUAGAAGAAAAAUUAUCAAGUAAAGAACAAAAAGAACCUGAAGAAUCUGAAGAACCUGAUUUACCUGAAGCAGACCAGUAA